Molecule: messenger RNA, 471 nt
Organism: Mesorhabditis spiculigera
Lineage: Eukaryota; Metazoa; Nematoda; Chromadorea; Rhabditida; Rhabditidae
Source: the annotation of a GenBank genome assembly
AUGGGGGCUCAACACCCAAUGCCUUCACGGCAUACACCCGAGAAGCUGGCACCGGAAAGCUGGCGGUCAGCGUCGAAGGACCCGUCAAGUCCGAGAUGCACUUUCAAGAUCAGCAGGACGGCAGUUGCCGCGUCGAUUAAAUCGUCGCCGAACCAGGCGACUACCGAGUGUGUCAAAUUCAACGAAGAGCACAUCUAUGAUUCACCGUUCCACGUCCAAAUUGCGCCCGCUUCAGCGAUGAAACAGACGAAAGGCCACCACCUGGAAGAAGCCAGCAGCUCAUCGUCCGGGCUGACCGGCGAGGCAUCCAGGGUCCAAUACCACGGCCCAGGCCUUGACAAGUUCACCGUCGGCAAGCACAGCUCGUUCAACGAUCUGCUGCCCCCAAACUAUUGGUGGUCGCCGUCUCCACAUCGAAAGGACUCUGUGAAGAAGUCAUCGUCAAACGCAUGGGUGCCGGUCAUUUUGUCG